Dunckerocampus dactyliophorus (ringed pipefish) is the source of this 1350-nucleotide messenger RNA. RefSeq lists its product as uncharacterized. Gene Ontology annotation, molecular function: RNA binding. The coding region runs from base 136 to 999 and encodes 287 amino acids. The record is from RefSeq and is a predicted model, not a curated record. Lineage: Eukaryota; Metazoa; Chordata; Actinopteri; Syngnathiformes; Syngnathidae. Gene Ontology annotation, cellular component: nucleoplasm; cytoplasmic stress granule. The transcript is spliced from 4 exons.
CUGUUCCACCCACAUUGCGGUGUCGUUUCCUGGUGGUGGAAGCAGGACUCAAGCCAGCCAGCUGACGUUAUCCAAACGCUGUAAACAAAAGUUAACUUAACGGUGCGGACUCAACGACACUUUCAGCGAAAAGACAUGCAUAUCAAGACAGGUACAUGGGAAGCUAGCAACACUGUGUGUGACUCAGAUUCCCUGUGUGACCCAGCAGUUCUUGUUUCAAGCACCAACUCAGAGCCGCACAUUCGAAACAGACGUCUGUCUCCCGGCUCUGGUAACUGUGGUGGCGGCGGGGGUGGAGGCUGCGUCUCUGGAGGGGAGCAACAGUCCCGGCAGCUCUCGCCUGAAUCGGACCUGAUCGGACCGGGCCACACGCACACCUUCAGUUACCGCCGGGAAAAGGAACGCAAGGGCCAGCAGCACAAAGGCCGAAGCGUUCGCAGGGAAAGCCAGAAGGGGCUCAACGGCCCCCCAAAGGUGAAUCAGAAAGAUAGGUGGGUAGGGGACAGUCUGUCACUGCUCAAGCCCCCGCCUGCCUUCCCAGUGCAGGACAGCCCCGCCAAGCUGCAGCCGGCUGUCAGCUACGCCUCCAAGGUGAAGGCGAAAACACCAAGCGGCAUUCUGGAGGAGGACCGUCCCGCCAUUGGUGUUCUGCUACAGAACCAAUGGGGUCUCAGUUUCAUCAGCGAGACGAGACCCGUGUCAGAGGGCUCCAACCAUCCCACCACCGACUCCCCCCCACAUCAACCCACAGACACACAAGCACCAGUAGACCCACCGCUUGACACACUUGUCACAGGGCAGCCCCCUUUCGCUACCUCCACUGCCCCACCUUCACAACCUGACAUAGAUGUGAACAACGGGGAGCUGCUGCUUAGUUGUCGCCAUCUAAUGGAGGCUUUAAACUUUCACAAUAGAGAAUGGAAUGCAAUCUGCAACAAACAGAAAAAAGAUCCAAAAAGGGUUGUGUGGUACAAGGACUUCCGGGAGCAUCCAGCAUAGCGGCAUGAGGAAAUCCAAAGCGUAUAUAAACCCACACACACACACACACACAACACAUCUCCAUGCACAUUAAGACAAAUAACGACGGACAAUUCUUUGAGUCCCCUUUCAAACACUGCACUCAGGAUGAUGUCUUCAUGCAAAGCCACACAGACACUUUGGACUAACUCCUUUGAGAUCUUACAGUUUUGUUUUGUUUUUUUUUAAUCGCCUUAUAUUAACAAGUCUGCCUUAAGUAAUCAGACCGUUGUUCCAUCACCUAAUAAAUUUUAGCUUGUAUGUGUAGAGCGGGGUUUUUUUUUUUUUUUUUUUUUUUAAUAUAUAAAUCUUUGAGAAGCUGUACAUGACUUU